Messenger RNA from Hydra vulgaris (swiftwater hydra), 1651 nucleotides. Its product is annotated as tetratricopeptide repeat protein 19, mitochondrial. Gene Ontology annotation, cellular component: mitochondrial inner membrane. Gene Ontology annotation, biological process: mitochondrial respiratory chain complex III assembly. Lineage: Eukaryota; Metazoa; Cnidaria; Hydrozoa; Anthoathecata; Hydridae. The record is from RefSeq and is a predicted model, not a curated record. Gene Ontology annotation, molecular function: protein binding.
UAAAUAAAAAUAAAAUAAAUGAAGCAUAAUGAGUUUAAUAAUUUGUCUCAAAAACCAAAAAAAGAAGAAAUCUGUUUUAAUGCUACAAAUACUUCAAUCAAGUUAAUGUCUUACUUUAAACAACACUGAAAAUGUCUUUAAUUUAUUCAAAAAAUUUUUUUAAAAUAAAUUCUUGCAUGUAUUGCUGGGUCUUCUCUCGAGCAAAUAGGCAAAUGAAAAUGCGAAUCAAGUGUUUUUCAAGUAUGAACAAAAACAGAAGCACGAAUCCUUACUUAAAUCGUAUGUAUUCAAGCAAUGAUGAUAAAUCUAGUGAAUCAUUUCAAUUUUUUGACUUGGUGAAUAAAGACAGGCUAAUACUUUUUGGUUUUGGAAUACUUGUUGCUGGAAGUUUAAUAGGUUACGAGAGGAAUAUAAAUAUACGUAAUAAGCACAAGGAAUUAAAAAAGAAAUUGCAUUCAUCAGUCCUAAAUGCUCAGAAUGCAGUUAAAGAAGGUAACUAUGAAGCUGCAGUUGCUCAUUACAGAGAAUCUCGAAGUAUUGUUAAUGAUGUUGCCAUGACCAGCACAGAAGUGCAAAAAAAAGUUUUGCUAAACAUUGUUGAACAGUUAGGUCACUUGGCUUAUGCUUUAAAUAAUUGGUCAGAGGCUGAAAUGUUUCUCAAAGAAACUGAGAAGAUUAUGCUAGAUAUUGGAGUCGAAAAAAAUAGCGAUGCAUAUAUAGAAGUUAUGCUUCGUCUUGCCAAGAUUGAUGUGAUAAAUAAUAGAGGCAAAGAAGCUAUGGAUAGAUUUAAGUUUUGUAUAGAGAAUCUUGAAAGAAAAAUAUCUGUUCAAGAUGUUUAUUCCGAACCAGAUAGUCCAGCAUACGAAAGGAUAACUUUAUAUGGGAUGGUCUUGACUGAAUACGGUACAUACGCCAAAGGGGCCGGUCUACUUGAUGAAUCUGAACGCGCUUUUUCAAAAGCACUAAAUAUAUGUAGAAAUAUUCUUGGACCUACUCAUGAACAGACAUCCGUUUUGGCGAAUGACUUAGCUACAGUGUACGAUGAAAAAGGUCGUUACAACAAAGCUAUUCGGUUAGCUGAGAAAGCUAUUCGUAUCGCGACUGAAACUGCACCUGAAAAUCUUGCAACAUACAAGUAUAAUUUAGGCCACAUUCUUAUGCAUCAAGGUGACCUUGUUAGAGCUCGAAAUGCUUUAAGAGAAUCUUUAAAGCUUGCUGAAGAACAUCAAGACGAUGAAACUCGAAAACUCGCGGAGUCAAGUAUUAUGAAACUGGAUAUUAGCCAAUGAUAAUGUUGUAUCGUUAAGAAGCCCAACCGAGUUAAUUGUCAACUUUAACAUGAUAAUAAAUUGUAAUAAGAGGCUAUUCAAAGAUAUUUAAAUACUCAAAUGAGGUCAAGGAUAUAAGUCACGGAAGAUGAGCUAAGAAGUUGUUAUCUCUUCUCGUGGCAUAAUUUGUCUAUUUUUUUCCAAUGUUCGUUUGUUUCGCUUUAAUUUAUGUGUAAAUAUAUAAAAAAGCAAAUUUAUCUUAAUGUAAAAAAAGUAUUGAUUUAUUAUUACGCGAAGUUUAAGCUCAAAAUAGACAGACCUUUUUGUUUGUGGUUAUUAUUUUUAUUAAUAUUAUUUAUUGAAUCUAUGAUAAUUUUUCUUGA